GAAUGACAGCAUAGCUGCUUUGUGAUUCAAGUCAUGAUGUAGUAAGAGAAGGUAGUUACCUGAAGGUAUUUAGUGUCACACAGCAACAACUUAGGAAGACCUGUGCAUAGUCAGUUCAGCUAGUUUUUGAACCAGAAAUGAAGUAUCCCCUAGUUCCUUUAAUUAAUGACCUAACAUUUCCUUUUCUCUUUUUCUGGUUUUGCUUGCCUUUUGGGAUACUAUUGAUCUUACUGGUUUUUUGGUUUCAACAUCUACUUAAUGAAGCUGAAGUUCCCAUUACUAAAGAAAUAAAGAUGCCACCUUGUGAUGAUCCUGAUGGGAAUACUGACCUCAAGUCUAAAUGUGAAUCCAGCGGAAAUAACAGCCGAGGCAACAAGUCCAGAAAAGCCUUAAAGUUUGAUAUGAAGAUGACUCCAGUUGUGGAAAAAUUGGGCCCCAAGCUUGCCCGCUUGAGUACAAAAGAAAGAGUCCAGGGAAAAAGCCUGUCUGCUCUUAUUUUAGGCCAGUUGGACCAAUGUGUCAAACAGUAUUGUUCUGAGAAGAAUUCUAUGUAUAAUACAGCUGUGCUCUACCUGGCUGAGUGAAAAGCCUGGGGAAAUCACGGUUUCCUUGAAAGAAGAAACUGGUACUCUGUCAUCUCUCGCAAGGAAGAGGGGCCAAUGCCAUGUAUGCAGAUAAUUAAAGUACAGCUGUUUCACCCAAGAAAGAUGGAUGUGUAGCAAUCCUUUGAUUUGUCAGGAAAGUGCUGUGAAAUUUUGUUAAUCUCAGGUGUGCUAUCUUUUCAAAGAGUAGGAGGA
Candoia aspera is the source of this 797-nucleotide messenger RNA. RefSeq names its product adipogenin (gene ADIG). Gene Ontology annotation, biological process: fat cell differentiation. The record is from RefSeq and is a predicted model, not a curated record. NCBI's taxonomy places the organism in Eukaryota, Metazoa, Chordata, Lepidosauria, Squamata, Candoiidae. The transcript has 3 exons. Bases 138 to 584 code for a protein of 148 amino acids.